CACUGUUUAAAAGGAGAAUAUUUAGUUAUUUGUAUUUUUUGUUGUUUGUUUCGUUUCCAGCAUCUCGUCAGAGACACGUGCAUUCCUGCUAGAGGCAAAACAUCCAGAAAGUAAUGUCCCUGGACCUGUGUGAUGAGGACCUAGAAUAUUUGCUUUUGAAGGAUUGAGGGUUUUUUGAGGAGUGGUUUCUCUGUGAAUUUAUGAGUCAGAAGUGUGUUCUGCAUGAAGCAAUACUUGGGAAUCAGCAAGUAAAUAAGAUCCAAGAAAGGAAAUGUUUGAAGUGGAAAGCCCCAAAAUAAACGAGCAAUUGCCUGCACUGAUAAAAAGAACUUUGUAUCAAUAGCCAAAUCUGGUGCAUUCUUGUAUGGUACUACGGUAUCUGAUCAGGGAUAGAAAAAAUGAACCCUUUCUAUUUUCUGGGUUUUGGACAUUCUCAUCUAGGCAUCUUUGGGAACAGGAGUGAUCCUUUCAACAGAACAAAUGAGACUUACUGCUACAGCACUGCCCAGGGCAGCACAGUGCUCCAAGGAGUCACUUUUGGUGGAAUCCCAACUGUCCUGCUGCUUGAUGUAACCUUCUUUUUUAUUUUAAUCUUACUGUUUUCCAUUAUAAGGAAGAGAUUCUGGGACUAUGGUCGUGUUGCUCUGGUGUCAGAAGUUGAAAGUGAAUCAAGAUACAACCGGCUGUCAACAUCAUCAUCAGUACCUGAAGAUCUUGAAUAUGAUAAGGGGUUUUGUUCUUGGAUUACGGCUGCUUUUCGGAUGCAUGAUGAUGAGAUUCAUGAGAGGUGUGGGGAAGAUGCCAUCCAUUACCUCGCCUUCCAGCGCCACAUCAUCUGCCUGCUGAUUGCUAUCAGCAUUUUGUCUGUGUGUGUGAUAUUGCCUGUGAACCUCUCAGGUGAUCUGCUUGAUAAAGAUCCCUAUAGUUUUGGAAGAACAACUAUAGUAAAUUUACAAACCAGCAAUAAUCUUCUUUGGCUGCACACAGUUUUUGCUGUUGUUUACCUGAUUCUGACUGUUGUCUUCAUGAGACAUCACAUGAAGUAUGUCACAUAUAAAGAGGAAAACAUAGUUAAGUGCACUUUGUUCAUAACUGGUCUUCCAAAAAAUGCCAGUGAAGAGAUUGUGCAAAACCAUUUCACAGAUGCCUACCCAACCUGCACUGUGCUGGAGGUCCAGCUGUGUUAUGAUGUAGCCAGGCUUAUUAACCUUUUCAAAAAAAGAAAACAGGCAGAAAAAAGCCUGAUUUACUAUGAACACCUGCAUCAGAAAUAUGGCAAGAGAGUCCAAAUCAACCCUAAGCCAUGUGGUCAAUUCUGCUGCUGUGAAAUGAGAGGAUGUGAAAGGGAGGAUGCUGUAGAUUAUUAUACCAAAGUUAGAAAUGAACUUGAGGAAGAAUAUUCAAAAGAGGAACAAGCUGUUCAUAAUAACCCACUGGGAAUGGCCUUUGUAACAUUUCAAGAGAAAUCCAUGGCAACCUACAUCCUUAAGGACUUCAAUGCCUGCAAAUGUCAGAGCAUUAAGUGUAAAGGAGAGCCCCAGCCAUCACCCUACAGCAGGGAGCUGUGUGUAUCCAGCUGGGAGGUUACAUAUGCUCCUUACCCUGAGAAUAUUUGUUGGAAAAAUCUUUCAGUGCGUGGAUUUAAAUGGUGGUUUAGAUGGGCUUGCAUUAAUUUGCUUCUUUUUAUUGUGCUGUUUUUUCUUACCACUCCUUCCAUAAUCAUCUCAACCAUGGACAAGUUCAAUGUCACUAAACCCAUUCACUACCUUAAUAAUCCUGUCAUCAGUCAGUUUUUCCCAACACUCUUGCUCUGGUCCUUCUCAGCUUUGUUACCAACAAUUGUCUAUUACUCAACUUUGCUGGAGUCUCACUGGACAAAAUCUGCAGAGAACAGAAUAAUGAUGCAUAAAGUCUACAUUUUUUUGAUCUUCAUGGUAUUGAUUCUGCCUUCCCUUGGUCUGACCAGUCUGGAUUUCUUUUUCCGCUGGCUCUUUGACAGAGAAUCCUCUGAUUCUGCAGUUAGGCUGGAAUGUGUUUUCCUGCCUGACCAGGGAGCCUUCUUUGUGAACUAUGUGAUUGCCUCAGCCUUCGUGGGCAAUGGGAUGGAGCUGCUGCGCCUGCCGGGGCUCAUCCUCUACACCAUUCGCAUGAUCAUGGCCAAGUCCACAGCAGAGAGGAAAAACAUCAAACAGCAACAGGCAUUUGAAUAUGAAUUUGGAGCAAUGUAUGCCUGGAUGCUGUGUGUGUUCACUGUCAUCAUGGCCUACAGCAUCACAUGUCCCAUCAUUGUCCCUUUUGGUUUGAUCUACAUCCUCCUGAAGCACAUGGUGGACCGUCACAACCUCUACUAUGCCUAUCUCCCUGCCAAGCUGGAGAAGAAGAUGCACUUUGCAGCUGUCAAUCAGGCCCUGGCAGCUCCCAUCCUCUGCCUUUUCUGGCUCUAUUUUUACUCAUUUGUGAGGCUGGGUUUUAAAGCACCUACAACAAUGUUUACCUUGCUGGUUGUCAACAUCACCAUUGUUAUUUGCUUGGCUUACACUUGUUUUGGCUGUUUCAAGUACCUGAGCCCACUGAAUUAUAGGAUUGAAGACACACAAGGUGAAAGAGGAAAGGACACAGAUGUACCAACAGUCCCAACAUCUUCUAUGUACGUCCCGCAGGUUCUGCGUGCCCACCCCACCGAAAGGACCGUGCUGGCCCCCGCGGAGCAGCAGUCCUACGGCACCAUGGACAACACCUCUUCCCAGGCAGAAGGGAUCAGAAACUACAGCGCAGGACCUGCAGGGGUGGAGCAGGCACCGGGAGCGUCGCUCUGAGCUGUGUUGUGAGCACCAACACAAGGUGGAGCACUUGGCCCAGGUUUAGCUGAACUAAUUCCCUGCCUCCUCCUCCUCCUCAGUAUUCGGCGUUAUUUAUGUAUUCCUGACUGCAGAAAAGGUACAGAAAUAAUUCAUUGUGUGGUCUGCAGCUGUGCUGGGAGAUUAAAAAGCAGAUGCCUUGGGACUGAUUGUUUUCCAGGCUGUCUACACACGUUGUGAAACAAAUAAGUUGAACGUGGAGAUGCUGAUCCUCAGGGACUUCACUUCUGCUAGCUCACCACUUGCCUUAUGAAGAUAACUUAUGCUGCAUAUAGAUAACUGGUCACCAAAGCCAAUGCAGCUAUUACAGCUGUCAUUUAUUUAUUCAAAUAAUUCUUCCCUUUUUAAAAA
This is a messenger RNA of Melozone crissalis (California towhee), 3209 nucleotides long. RefSeq names its product transmembrane protein 63A (gene TMEM63A). Lineage: Eukaryota; Metazoa; Chordata; Aves; Passeriformes; Passerellidae. The record is from RefSeq and is a predicted model, not a curated record. Gene Ontology annotation, cellular component: plasma membrane. Gene Ontology annotation, molecular function: nucleic acid binding; calcium-activated cation channel activity. The transcript is spliced from 23 exons. The coding region runs from base 399 to 2816 and encodes 805 amino acids.